AUGAAACCACAUAUUCAAAGAAUAGCUGCAGCCUCUUUACUGCUACGAUCCUCUCGUCCUCUAUGGACGACCGCAGUAACUCAUUCCAAACCGGCCAUUUGUCAGCAUUUGCCAUACUGCCUUCAAGUGCAACAGCAGCAACAACAACUUAUUAGCCAAAACGAUCUGACAUCGAGACAUUUUACGACGGCGUCUACGACCGCACCUGUCACAACUAAUUCGGUAGAGGAAGGUAAACAUGAACCGGUGCCAGAACCAUUCCAUUUUAUUGCCUACGCUGCAUGGCAUCCCAAGACAAAACAACGUACAAAUCAAUCCAAAGUUCCAUACUGGAAACAAAUUCAUCGAACAGGCAAAGUAGACGCAGGCGAAGACGCUUUCUUUCAGACAACAACACCAGAAGGUUUAGCGAUCGGCGUUGCUGAUGGUGUCGGCGGCUGGAGUACGGUCGGUGUUGAUCCAGCCUUGUUCUCUUGGACCUUGAUGGAUAAUGCAGCGAUGAUAGCCAAACAUGAAAAAGUGAUUGAUGCUCAUCAAAUUCUGGAUGCAGCAUUUCAUGAACUGAGAAAGAGCGGCAAAGUAGCAGCAGGAAGCAGUACAGCUUGUAUCUUGAACUUAUCAAAGACGACAGGAGAAAUGACGUCCUGCAACCUGGGCGAUUCUGCUUUUUUGCUGGUUCGAGAUAAGAAGAUUGUGUAUGAAAGCCCUAGUCAACAGCAUUACUUUAACUGCCCCUAUCAGCUGACUGUGGUACCCGAGAGCUAUCCAAAUAGAGACGCACUCGUCACGGAUCUACCAAAGGAUGCUGAUACCAAAAAAUUUUAUUUAAAGAACGGAGACCUUAUCUUACUAGCAACCGACGGUUACUUUGACAACAUGUACUCGGAGGAAACGUUAGAAAUCAUUAAUGCUGGUAUGGAGUCGAUUGAAGGCAAAGAUCCUGAUAUGGUGAAAGCUACUAUCAGGAGACUUGCUAAAACACUGACCGAAAAGGCUCGUCGACAAAGUCUUGAUCCAAAACGACUCAGUCCAUGGGCCAAAGCUGCUCAAGCACAUGGAAGUAAUUAUAGAGGAGGAAAGGUUGAUGAUAUCACAUGUAUUGUCACCCUUGUUUGCCAUAACAAAAUGUAA
Rhizopus microsporus ATCC 52813 is the source of this 1131-nucleotide messenger RNA. RefSeq names its product protein serine/threonine phosphatase 2C. The transcript is spliced from 2 exons. NCBI's taxonomy places the organism in Eukaryota, Fungi, Mucoromycota, Mucoromycetes, Mucorales, Rhizopodaceae. The record is from RefSeq and is a predicted model, not a curated record. Bases 1 to 1131 code for a protein of 376 amino acids.